Molecule: messenger RNA, 1198 nt
Organism: Zea mays
Lineage: Eukaryota; Viridiplantae; Streptophyta; Magnoliopsida; Poales; Poaceae
Product: light harvesting complex a/b protein4
Exons: 6
Coding region: 80-889 (269 amino acids)
Biological process (GO): photosynthesis, light harvesting
Cellular component (GO): membrane
Source: RefSeq, marked provisional
ACGCUCAAAAGACAAGAGCAAGCACGGAACACCCAUCCCCGACUGUAGUUUGCCCGGCAAGCAAACAUCUCCGGCAGCCAUGGCGUCCACUGUAACAGCCGCCAAUAGCAGCCAUGGAAGCGCCCUGCGUACCCGUACCGCCUCCCCAAGGCCGGUCGCGGGCUGGAGCUGCAGACGCACGCUUUCCACGCCUGCACACCACCACCACGCGCGGCCGUCACCCAGAGCUCGGGUUGUCGCCGUCCGAGCCGCCGGCACUCAGCGGGCGACCUGGUUGCCCGGACUGGACCCGCCCCCAUACCUCGACGGCACACUACCAGGUGACUUCGGCUUCGACCCUCUGGGCCUCGGCGAGGAGCCCGAAGCCUUGAAGUGGUACGUUCAGGCCGAGCUCGUGCACUGCCGGUUCGCCAUGGCAGGGGUCGCCGGCAUCCUUUUCACUGACUUGCUCCGCGUAUCAGGGAACAGCGACCUCCCCGUGUGGUUCGAAGCAGGCGCGGCGAAAUUCGACUUCGCGAACACCACGGCGCUCUUCUUCGUCCAGCUCUUCUUGAUGGGGUUCGCUGAAACCAAGAGGUACAUGGACUUCAAAAAUCCAGGAUCGCAAGCAGAGGAAGGGACAUUCAUAGGGUUAGAGGCUGCACUCGCAGGUCAACAGCCAGGCUACCCCGGGGGUCCACUGUUCAAUCCACUAGGACUCGCAAAGGAUAUAGAGAAUGCUCAUGACGAGAAGCUCAAAGAAAUCAAGAACGGGAGGUUGGCAAUGGUAGCCAUGCUUGGCUUCAUGGUGCAAGCAUCCGUAACUCAUGCCGGCCCCAUCGACAAUCUCUUGACACACCUUUCGGACCCGUUCAACAAAAAUAUCAUUCACACAUUCUCCUCUUCCUAAGUACUCGUCCCAAUGCCCGGAUGCUAUGGCACAAAAAGGUCACAAUGUUUUUGAACACAACAGAACAACAUGAUUAUUGAUUUACGUCCUUCUCCCCACCGAAUAGGGGAAGGAAGGUUAGGGAAGCGUUCAAUCAAUUCAAUGAGAUAGUGUAAUCUAUAGCAAACUCAGAUACGCUAUGAUGUGAGAUGAAGCGUACUUCGUGCAAUCAAUAAGUUCCAUUUAUUCAUAUGGACAACAAAGUUCCUCUCUGAUCAUUUUGAAACAACAAUUCAUAUUAAUGAAAUAUAUCAAAGAUUUGUGUCGUUA